Uranotaenia lowii is the source of this 815-nucleotide messenger RNA. RefSeq lists its product as uncharacterized. The transcript has 2 exons. Lineage: Eukaryota; Metazoa; Arthropoda; Insecta; Diptera; Culicidae. The coding region runs from base 1 to 810 and encodes 269 amino acids. The record is from RefSeq and is a predicted model, not a curated record.
AUGUCCGUGAUAUGGAAUUUUUUGAUCGCCACCUUGUUUUUCGUGGGAUCCGUACAAUUCUCAAACACCGUUGUUGGACUUUCUAUAUCUGAAAAUGCUAUUGACUCAGUGGAUAAUGAAUGUCCAGAUGAUAGCGAUGGCAUGGUACAAGCUUCAUCGACCCCGGAUUAUUCCUCGGAAGCAACCACUCCUGCUGAAAAUGAGGAUGUGCCCGAACUCUCAGAAACAAUUGAUGAUGCUGAAACAGAAGAUAAACCAAUCGAAAGCGAUCCGGAAACUCCUCCAGAAGUAAGUGCUGCUACCGAAAGUUCCAAGUCGAACAAACAAGAAAAGCCCGAAUCGACCGAAAAAGUAUCUGACAACGUUGAAGGAACCACUGCUGCAUCCGGGCCAAGUACCUCCGAGGGGCCAGAUCUGCGAAGAACUUACUAUUCGGUAUCGGCGAUCAUUAACAAAGCCGGCAAGGCUUAUGACUUUCUGAAUGAUACGGCACUGAAACACGAAGUUCGAAAUUCCAUUCAGCAAUAUCUUAUCAACCCGGUGAUUAGGGGUACCGCCCCGUGUAAGUUUUUUUCCAAGAUCGAGAAAUGUUUCCAUUCAGUGGACGACGAUGUGAAGGUAGUGACGAUGGAAAGCGAAAACUAUUUCGACGAAUGUUGUCUGUCCAAUAGGAGAGAAAAUUGUGCAUACAAGAGCAGCCAGCGAGCAAAUGGAAACUAUACGGUUGUAACCGAAAAAAUUAUAAAUUGUACAGAAGACGGUUGUUUGAAGGAGCAGCGGGCACAAGAGAAGAAAAAUCGAUUCUUCUAAAUCAA